Molecule: messenger RNA, 2258 nt
Organism: Haliotis rubra (blacklip abalone)
Lineage: Eukaryota; Metazoa; Mollusca; Gastropoda; Lepetellida; Haliotidae
Product: alpha- and gamma-adaptin-binding protein p34-like
Exons: 9
Coding region: 13-1170 (385 amino acids)
Source: RefSeq, a predicted model, not a curated record
ACAACAACAAACAUGGCGGCGCCCUGUGCAUUAUUUGCUUCUUGUACUGGCGCCUUCGAUCCAGACGAGUUUAUAAAACUAAUAUUAGGAAAAGAGAAUCUCCCCACUGCUCAGCAUGUUACAGAGUCUAUAAAAGCCUAUGACUGGCACAUUGAUACCAAGUACUACACAGCUGAUGUGAGUCUGUGCACAUCACUAAGGAGAACUAUCGGCAACCAGGAGUUUGCUACAGCUGUGCAGGCCUUUAUUGUGUACUUUGACCCUAAACAGGAGUCAACAUUUGAGUUGGUGAAAGCAUGGAUGCCAUAUCUCGAACAGAUUGAACCAGAGAUUCUAAUCCUUGUGUGUAACAACAGCUCUCACACUGAUGCUGUGGGUAGAAUAUCAACACAACAGUGGUGUAUAGACAACAGCUUUGAGUUGGUGGAGCUGAACCCAGAGUUGGAUAACGAAGAUGAAGAUCUGGAAGAUGACUUUGUGGAGACAACUGGAAUUAAGAGGAUUAUUCAGGCUCUUCAUGCCCACACAUGGCCGAAUCUGAUAUUGAAACAAAACCCUGUGAUUGGUAGUCCUUACUAUCGUCAACUUUUGAAAGAAGAGUCUGAGCUGAAAGCAAAUGAAGUCAAAUCUAAUUCCAAGGAAUCCUGUGAUAAUGAAACAGUGUCAACUAAUGACAGUGAGAAAUCUGGGACUGGAUCUCAGUCAGAGGGAGAAUCUGGACACUCUGCCCUAGGGGCACCUGAACGGGGUGGGGACCCUGUUGUUGAUGGGGCAUCUGUAGGGGGUGGGGACCCUGUUGUGGAUGGGGCAUCUGUAGGGGGUGGGGACCCUGUCAGUAACGGAACAGAUGAAGCUUCUGCAGACAAAGCUGAGGGGGGAAAGGAGACCAAAAAGGAAAAGCCUUGUAAAGAUGAAAUAAUAGACAACCUCCUUCCUGAGGAUGACAUGGCGUUGUUGGCCUCCCUGGGGAAUGAGGAUGCAGGAGAGGAGUCCUUUGAGGAGAUGUUUGAAAAGCUGAGAAUAAUGAAAGAGAAAGCUGAAGUCAUGCCCAUGGACCAGAGAAAAGCAUAUGCUGAAAAAAUCGCAGUAUCAUUUUGGAAAGCUAUUGGUGGCGACGAUGAUGAAAUCCAGGGAUUGGAUGAUCUGGAGGAUGAGCUGAUGCCUUCUUGAAAGGAGCAUCACCUGAUGCAGAAGCUGGUCUUCUGUGGACAUUCCACCCAUGUAACCAUAGCAACCUGGGAAUGGCAUCAGAUUAAUGUUGUGCAUGUUGUGACAAAGCCAUGUGUAAACCUGUCGCAGAUGUGCUUCUUCAAAAAGAUGACUAAAUAAAGUUUGUCUCUUUGGCCAUUCAGUUGCUGUGGGUGUAAUAAAACUUUAAAUGAGUGGCAGUUCAUACUAAAGCGUACAUUUAGUUAAACGAUAAACAGAUUCAAGUCAGAAAACCAAUAGAUAUUUCCUGCUAUGGCUUGCAAACAAGUUGAAGCACGAUUUUGUGAAAUAAUAUGGCAUGAUGUAAUGAGAACAGUGGUAUUUAAGUGUAACCUUUGUUACUGUGUAAAGCAAAUUGUUAUAGAUUAAUUGAUCAUUGGUAACUUUGCAGUUGGCUUAUCUGGCAAAUACUAGUAUAUACCAGAGAGAAUCUGGCCACAAAGUGUUCGACGUGUUGCUGUUUAGAGGUCCAUUAGGUUGGAUUCAUUAUGUUCUUAAUUACCUGAGAAUAUAAUGCUUUCAAAACACAUGAUUUUGAGUCUUUAAAGCUGGGCUAGGUUACUAUAUUCGUAUUUGUUGUAAACUACCCAUUUACUUGUAAAUGUUGCAUUACAUUCAUAUAAUUUUUCACAAAAUGUUAGUUCAGUGAGCACACUGGGCACAAUGUGAAAAUGGGAGGUACAGGAUUUACAGCAUCAUCAUGAUUUCAGAUAGGAAGAUACACUGUAUAUCAGCUUGAACUUUGUCUCGUCACUACAGUAGGACUGAAACAUACUUGAAUACUUUGUGUAUUACAUUAUUAACAUAAAACAGCACCAGACUUGUCAAUGAACUUUGAUAUCAGGCUGAUACCUUCUCUAAAACAAACAAAACAUCGCCUUGUAAAUGGUUGUAUCAUCAAGCAUUGUGUCAUGACUGCAUCAGAUUUCCUAAUGAUUUCCAAGUUACCUUCACAAUCAGGACCAUAUUUUAUUAUUUGACUUUUGUAAAUGUGUCUAAAACUUGUGUAAAAAUACAUUGCUGAUUAAAAUUGAUUGCUAUUUUGAAGA